Messenger RNA from Vicia villosa (hairy vetch), 1289 nucleotides. RefSeq names its product BAG family molecular chaperone regulator 6-like. The record is from RefSeq and is a predicted model, not a curated record. The transcript has a single exon. NCBI's taxonomy places the organism in Eukaryota, Viridiplantae, Streptophyta, Magnoliopsida, Fabales, Fabaceae. Gene Ontology annotation, molecular function: protein-folding chaperone binding. Bases 66 to 1178 code for a protein of 370 amino acids. Gene Ontology annotation, cellular component: plasmodesma. Gene Ontology annotation, biological process: protein folding.
UAACAUAGCAACUGAACAACAUUAAUUUUUUAAGAAAUCAUAAACAAAUUUCAAGUUAACAAAACAUGAUGCAUUUUAACAACAACAACAAGAGGACACUGUUACCUUUCUCCUCGUACGAAACUCAAUGGGGUGCUCCUCGUUACAACAAGACACCGUCAAAGGUGGUUUCGAUUCCGGUUCUUUUUGUUGGGUCUGAGAAAAACAGAACCGCUUCAGCAACAAAGAUACAAAGGGUUGCAAGAGGGUAUCUUGUGAGGAAGAGUAUGAAGAAGAUGUUGAAGAUGAAAGUGGAGUUGGAGGAGAUUGACAAGAAGGUGAAUAAUGAAGAAACUGUGAAGAUGAUGAAGAAUGAGCAAAAGGAGAGGAUAAGGAUCGGUGAAACAAUCAUGAAUCUGCUUCUUAGGUUGGAUUGUGUUAGAGUGUUUCAUUGUUCUGCUCUUAGGGAGUUCCGAAAGUCCCUCAUUAGAAGGGCCGUUUUUCUACAAGAAUUUGUUGAUCAAAUUCAAAUGGUGAGUCCCACGGACGAGGUUGAAGAUGUUGAGGGUGAGUGUGAUGUAGUUGAAGAGAAUUGUUUGGAGAGGGAAGAGGUGGGGUGUGAGGAUGAACAUGUUGUUAAUGGUCAGAAAACUGAAGUCUUGGAAAAUGAGGAUGGUGAGGGUAAGGUGAAUUGUAUGGAGAAGGAAGAAGGGGGGUAUGAGGUGGAGAAUGAGGGAGGUGAAAAAAUGAAAUAUUUGGUGAGUGAACAUGAUGGUGAGGGUAAAUGUGUAAAAGAAGAGGAGAAUUGUUUGAUGAAGGUAAAAGAGAAAGAGGAUCUAGAUGAGGAUGAGAAGAAGAUGGAGGUAGAAGAAAGUGUGGGAUCAAGUUUGGUGGAGAAAGGAAUUGAGGAGGGUGGUGUGGAUGUGAAAGAAGAGGAGGGUAGAAAUGUAAUUGUAAGUGAGGAGCUGGAAGAGGAUGAGAAUAGAGAAAUACUGAGAAGGAUGAUGGAUGAUAAUGAGAAGAUGAUGUAUAUGAUGACACAAUUGUUUGAGAGAAAUGAGAAGCAAACUUCACUUCUUACAUCUCUCACACAAAGAGUAGAACACCUUGAGAGAGCAUUCACUUGUGAUAAGUUAAAGAAGAAGAAUAAGAGGAGAAGACAUGUUGAUGCCAAACAUAGAUAUAAUGGUUGCAUAUGAUGACUUUUGCUUUGUUAUGUGAUUUUGGUUUUUUGUAUUUUUCUUUAGUACUGAAUUUGUUGUCUCAUUUAGGUGUUUAUUGUGAUCAAUGAAACUACUAAAUUCAAUGAA